Molecule: messenger RNA, 5202 nt
Organism: Pseudozyma hubeiensis SY62
Lineage: Eukaryota; Fungi; Basidiomycota; Ustilaginomycetes; Ustilaginales; Ustilaginaceae
Product: carboxylesterase
Exons: 4
Coding region: 1-5202 (1733 amino acids)
Source: RefSeq, a predicted model, not a curated record
AUGUUGCGAUCCGUCACUUUCGGAGCAAGUCUUUGCAUCGUGGCUGCAGCUUACGCCGUUCAGGCAGCUCCCGUUACGAGCAGCGGUGUUCGUCUCUUGUAUCAGAACGACCUCGACUGGAACAAGGCCGAUUCCUCUGCUCGUCAGGCCGGCUACCUCCUUCUCUCCUCUCCUUGGGCGUCGAGCGAUGCUGAUACCCAUUGUCGAAACCUUGGCGAAUCGCUUGCGCCUUCUUCUGCCAGCACCGACGCCGGUCUGCAAGCUCAGCUCAAUUACCUCGUCCUCGACGGAUCCUACUCUUCUGCUCAGACCUAUUGGCUAUCAAGUGGCAACGCGCUGACCACCUCGAAGAACAGCAACGGCGCCACCGUAUUUCAAGUCUCGCGUCCUAGCAGCAGCAGCAAGUACCCCGCACUGUGCACCCAAAGCGCGCCUUGGAACACGGCCAACGCGACCGACACCUCCUCGUCAUGGCGCGUAAGCACCCAAAGCAAUGGUGUCCAGUACACCGGCUUCCGCGAUGCGCUUUCUUUCCGCUUUCAGUCCGUUCCUUACGCCAACCCCACACAGCGGUUCGAGUACUCGACCGUCUUCGACCCCAAGGUUGCCCUCACCAGCAACGUCCUUGCGUUGCAAACCGGUCGAGCUAACCAGUGCCCCCAGCUGGGCUCCAACGCGCCGUUCACCGAACAGUGCUUGGUCACCAACAUCUUCACUCCCUACCUGCCGUCCGCUGCUGAAGCAGCCGACAGCAAAAAUCUCAAGCCUGUGCUGGUCUGGAUUCAUGGAGGAGGUUACAUGUCUGGAACCGGUCUGGACUUCACAUUCGAUAGUGGAGGACUCUCGAGCCGGUCCGAUGUCGUGGUGCUGACCAUCAACUAUCGUCUGGGUUCGCUCGGAUAUCUGGCGUACAACGAUCAGAUCAAGGGAAACUACGGAGUUGGAGAUGUGGUGACAGCGCUCCAAUGGGUGCAGAAAUACAUCAAGGACUUUGGUGGUGAUCCCAACAAGGUCACCAUUGCAGGUCAGUCGGCGGGUGCACAACAGGUGGAGAACAUGCUCGCUUCUCCUGCCGCAGCUGGGCUCUUCCAUCGUGCGAUCGUCAUGAGCGGAAAAGGUCACGAUGACAAGUUUCUCUAUAGGACCACGGACCAAGCUCGUUCGUAUGGAGGAGCUGAUGUCGUGAAAGCUGUUGGAUGCGAUGCAGCUAUCGACGUGCUCGCGUGUCUUCGGACGAAGAGUGUUAACGCUUUUCUGGCAAACCCGAUCAACUACGUGGUGCAGGACGGUACCUACAUAAACUCGCCGCGUCUCGACAUGAGACCGCCGGGACAGGCACAGGGACACGUCAACCGAGUCCCCGUGAUCUGGGGUACGAUGCGCGACGAGCUAGCCUCGCUCGGCAUCGUCCCUCCUGCUUCUGAGACCGACCUCGCCAAGGCGAUGGACACAGCAGGCAUCUCGUCCAACUACAGCAACAUGGUGCUCAACAGCCCCACCACCUUCUCGGUUGCUCAGUACGGUGUUCAGAACCUCACCGUGGCGGUCAACACCGAGAUCAAGUAUCGUUGCGGUAUCCAAGCUAUGGCAUACGCCUCUGCUGUCAACAACGUCUUCCCCUCGGUCUACGCGUAUUUCUACGACCAGCGAUCGUACCAGAUUCCCAACUACGACCCACAAGGUGUCUGUCAACCCAAGGAAGGCAACCUCGAUCCUAGGAGCUACUACAUGUGUCACUCGGGUGACCUGAUGACCCUGUUCCACACCACAGGAUCCGGUUUCCGACUACCCUACCGUGACAACAACGAUCUGCCAUGGAUGGCAAGCAUCAUGGAUCAGUUCGCUGCAUUCAUUCGAACGGGAAACCCUGCUCCGUCCGAAUCGUACCUGAGAACGAGGGCUUCGAUCUUUGCGAUAAGCACUGCAUUCUCCAGCACCUAUCGUCGUCUGCUCUACCGGCUGUCAGCACAUUAUGCGACUCUAAUCCAAUUGCGGCUUCGAGCACACCAUCCAGAGCUUACCCACAAGCAGGCCUUUCCCCGCAUCUCUUCCACCAUCAUGCCUUCAAGCUCUUCGGCAACGGCGUUUCAAGCCGUCGUCAACCCUGUGGCAGCAGCUAUCUCCCCUCGCACCGCUCACUCCGAGACCUUUGCUGCACAUCCAUCGUCCGCCAUGCACGGAGCCUCGCGUAUCCAGGAUGAAGAUCUUGAAGGCGAGGCGGACGCUGACGAGGACGACGAAGACGCCGAAGACCUCGACGGCAGCGAAGCGCAUCACAACAUGAUCAACGAGUCAACAGUCAAGUCUGGCUACCUGGAAAAGAAGGGCGAGAAACGCAAGACAUGGAAGAAGAGGUGGUGGGUCCUUCGUUCCUCUAAACUCGCCUAUUACAAAAAUGACAAGGAGUAUCAGCUCCUUCGCUUUAUCGACGUCGGCGAUAUCAAGACCGUCGCUUCGGUCGAGCUCAAGAAGAGCGUCAACACAUUUGGCAUCGUCACGCCUAAACGAACCUUCUACGUGCGGGCUUCCUCCAGGGCUGACAUGGAGUCUUGGAUUCGGGUGCUCAACGAGGUCAAAACUCAGUAUGCGCAAAGCAGCACCAUGACCCAAGAAAUGGCUGCGUUGGAGCUCGCCAAUGCCGAAACACCCGCGCCUUCCUCUACGCUUCCACCAUCGCAGGCCAAACGACGCUCGCUCUCGCAGGAGAGAAUGCAGUCAUCCAACGCCGUGCCAAUCAAGAUCGGCAUUCCCGGUCAGGGCACUUUCGCGGCUCCGGCACAGCCCAGACCCAUUCCUGGUUCUGCUGCCUUCAGUCCCCUGACGGCUACGAGCGAUAGCGAAACGAGUGCCGACCGCUACGGACUCAGCUACACCAGCUCCGCAAGCCAUUCCAUCUCGGGCAGCCCUUCGACGCGCACGGAUCCCACGCAGUCGUUCCUGGCGGCUGGACAGUCGCCUGGUGGCGGCCAUGCAUCGGGAAGCGAGCUGAGCGACAUGAGCGGACACCAACGUCGUCCCUCGGGCGGGUUCGGCACUUUCCCGCGUCAACGCAGUGUCAGUUCAAGUCGUAGGUUGGCAUCCUACUCGAGCGGAGCUGCCGAUCCGCCGGCCAGUCCUAGCCUUCCACCGAGCGGUGGCGGUGGGAACCAGGUGCUCAGCAGCUCAGACGAGGAGGACGAGUGGGACGAGGAGGAAGUAGCGGAUCAGGCCAUGCCGUUGCCGGCGCUAGGUUCGUCGCAGGCGUCUCAGCAGCAAUUGUCACAACACAUGCAGGCGCCGUCGCAGCAACAACAGGCGCAACCUUCCGGGCUCAGCAUCGCACCACUGCCGCCGGCUGGGGGCGAUCUCAGUCGCGACCCGAACAAAGUCAUCACGCAGGGCUACUUGAUGAAGCAGAGCGGUAGGCGCAAGGUGUGGCGCAAGCGGUGGUUUGUGCUCACGUCGUCACGUUUGCUGUACUCGCGUAGUCAUAUGGAUUCCAAGGCGCAUCGGCAGAUUCCGAUUGCAGCGAUGCUGGAUGCCAUCGAGUACGAGUCCAAGAAGCCUUCGUCGGGCGUACCCACGUCACCGGGCAUCGGGUCUCCCAAUUCGAAUCCGUUUGGCUUUGAGAGCAACAGCGGGUUUGGCGAACGUGACGGUAACACGCCCUUUUCACCUGGAACGGGAGCGUCUGCGGCACCACCCGAGAAGCCAGAACGAAGGGGUAGCAUGGUAGCGGCUGCAGCAGGAGUCGCGUCCAACAUGACGGCCGGUAUGGUGGGCAGCAGCAAGAAACGCAAGGAGAACUGUUUCCAGAUCAUCACGCCCAAGAGGACGUUCAUCUUGUGUGCGCCAGGCGAGGACGAGGAGAUCAAGUGGAUCAGCGCGUUGAAGACGUUGAUUACGAGACAGCGGAAUGGACAGACUCCGGGUGCGUACGAGGGCCUCCCUGACGGCUGCCUCCACCUCGCCCGCCUGCACGAGCGUAGCGUCGUUCGGGAGCUGGAGCGUGACAUCUACGAAGGUGCUGACGCCGCUCUUGACGGCCCUGAGAUCCUUCCAUCCCUUGAGCAGCGGGUGGGAGGAUUGGACGGCGACGAUGGCCGAGUCGAGGGUGCGCAGGGUGUCCGGUUCGACGCCGCGGUCCGAGAGUUCGCCGAGGGCGCCGAUGAGGAGGUCUGCGCCUUGCUUGCCGAUCAACCCGGCGACGAGCAGCCCGCCGAGCGGGUCGAGCACGGGGAAGCCGAGGUACGACCCGCCGAUCGCCAGGAAGGUCACGGCGGACGAGAGAGAGUCCGAUCGAUGGUGCAGCGCAUUCGCUUCGAGCACGGACGAGUUUUCCUGACGUGCGAUUUUCAGGGUAGCGUGGUACAGCCAUUCCUUGACCGCGAUGGACAGCAGUGCGAACCACAUCGCGUUGGGAUCCAACACCCCGCCACCGCCACUCGCAUCGGCUGCGGCAGAAGCGUGAUCGUGAUGGUCAUGCAGCAACCCACCUUUGCUAGCCAGACUUCCUGUGAACUGUCCGAACGCCUGCAGCGCCGCCGGAGCGUGCUGCAGCGUCGGCUGCAACGCCUCGAGCAGCAGUCCGUACGAAUGGAAUCCGAUCCCCACCGCGCCCGCCACCAGCACCAAACUCACACCCAGCGAUCCCAUCGUCUCGUACUUGCCAUACCCGAGCGGGUGCGACGCCGACGGUGGCUUCUGCGACAUCUUCCAACAAAACAGCGUCACGAGAUCCGCAAACAUGUCGGACAGGCUGUGCGCCGCAUCCGCCAGCAGCGCCGCCGAGUUGAGGUAGACCCCGGCGACGCCCUUGGCACCACACAGCCCGACGUUGGAUACCAGACCGGCGAGGGUGAUGUUGGAACCGCGGUCUCCUUUGCCCUUGAGCGCGGCGAGGAGUUGAUCCGCCUCUUCGGCCGAGCCAUGGUCGUGGUGGUGACCGUGACCGUGGUGGUGGUGGUGUCCGAGGACGCUGACAGGCCCGCAGAAUGCAUUUCCAAUUCAAUUCCGCCGUCACGAGUCAAGCGGUUCCCGAUCCCAGCCUGUCACGCCUUUUCAGGCAAAUGCAGUUCCGGACGUCAGUUUUGGCAGUCCUGCAAUGUGCUCCUCCACGAGGACCGGAUCAGUCACUGCGAAGGUGACUUGCGUACCCGGCAACAGCCUCCCACGCAUCUCAGAUCUCACAUCGCAAACGCGCAGCACAUUGCAGUUGGGUGA